This is a messenger RNA of Monomorium pharaonis (pharaoh ant), 805 nucleotides long. RefSeq names its product fatty acid synthase-like. The annotation marks the transcript as partial. Gene Ontology annotation, molecular function: fatty acid synthase activity. NCBI's taxonomy places the organism in Eukaryota, Metazoa, Arthropoda, Insecta, Hymenoptera, Formicidae. The record is from RefSeq and is a predicted model, not a curated record. Gene Ontology annotation, biological process: fatty acid biosynthetic process. The transcript has 4 exons.
CUAAGUUGAAUCUCACUUGUAAAAAUGCAAAAGGAACGUGCAUUGGGAAGGAACGUGCUUUGGAACGUGCUUUGUGCUGUGUGAGAAGUUGCAUAUUUAUGAAAAUCUACAUUUUAGGCUCCUUAUAUACAUUACAUCAACAUACAUUACAAUAAAUAUUUGAUUUGACGUAUAUAUAUAAAUAGAAGCCUGAGAAUGUGACAGCAGAGUCAGCUUCUUGCUUACGACUUAAACAUUAUCACGCUGAUAUUGUGAGUGUUAAAACUAGAUUGAAACAAUAAUUAAAACGAUGGAUGAUAAAAAAAUAUGUAAAUCAUGGAACGGUAUUGACUCCGGUGAAGAGAUCAUUAUUUCUGGCAUUAGCGGCAGAUUUCCAGAUUCAGACAAUAUGAAUAAGUUACGAGAAAAUCUAUUUAAUAAAGUUGACCUUGUUAAAGCAAAUCAUGAUCGAUGGAAAGAAGAUUUUGUUCCGGAUAUUUCAAGCCGUAUAGGAACAGUUAACAAUGUGAAAAAAUUUGAUAAAAAUUUCUUCGAUUUAUCUUUCACUCAAGCCCACACACUCUCUCCUGAAUCGAGACUAUUAAUGGAACAUUCUUACGAAGCAAUUAUCGAUGCGGGAAUCAACCCAAAGCAAUUACGAGGAAAAAAUACUGCUGUAAUUACAGGGACAUGUUAUAUUGAACUACAGAAGAAAUUUCUAUAUAAAAAAGCUCAGUUAAGCGGUCUUAAUAUUAUUGGAUGUAACUACUCUACAACAGCGAACAUGAUUUCAUAUUACUUGGAUCUAAAAGGACCGUCACAUAUA